Molecule: messenger RNA, 1278 nt
Organism: Peronospora matthiolae
Lineage: Eukaryota; Oomycota; Peronosporomycetes; Peronosporales; Peronosporaceae
Source: the annotation of a GenBank genome assembly
AUGCCUUUGAACAAACUUCCCGGAUUGGCUCCCACCCGAGCCUCCACCCAAUUCUUCUUGUUCUCCGCUUUCGUCCGCGGCUUCUGGGACUGGAUCGGGAAAUCGGCCGCUCGUCGUCAACCUAGAUCGGAUGCCCGAUCUUCGACCCCGAACCCCUCUCCGGCCGCUCGGGUUGUUCCCGCUUCUCCCCCCGCAGCUACUGCGUUGGCUCAAGCACUGUUGCGUUCGCCUUCUCCAGACGUUCCGGAGCCUCGUUAUCUUUCGUACCCAUCCACUCCGGUCGCGGCUGUCCCCGUAGUCGAAAUUCAAGAUAAUGGCGGCGUAGAAGACGUGGAGGUAUCGCCGACAGGGGAGACACACAGCGAGACUGGCUCUGUUAGUCCGCCUCCGGAGUCCACUGCGCUUUCGGAUCGCCAUUCGUCCGAUAGCGAAAACAGCAUCACCCUUCCGGCACGCCAAGUGGCUAACAGAGUUUUCUCUUCCGUUGACUUCGACAAUCUUCCGCCACUCCAGCAACCACGGGAUCGGUGGAUUCCCAACUAUCUGGCGCCCUCCCGACGGGUAGCUUCCGAGAUCGCUCCAUGGUCCGUUUCGCGGAUCGCGAUGGUUUGCGUGAGGACCAUGACCAUUGAGCUGUUGUUUCACCACUACUCCAAGCCCAGGAAUUUUCUGUUUCCCUUCUACAAUCAUGGACGAGCUCCGCCUACGGGGACUUGGGCUUCUGGGCUGAUCUCGCGGCAACACAUCGAGGCUCUUUACGCUACAGCCCCUUGGGAUAAUGUCAUAGUCCCAGUGAACCCGAUAUCGUUCACCAUGACUGGGUGGUAUCGUGAUAUGAGUCAUCGGUACCUGGAGCUUGAGUCCACUCAUCGACAAGCUCUGUGGGAAUCCACUCAUGCUUUCCCGAUUCCUCCGGCUCAACGGCGAUCUGAACGGUUCAUGCAGACAUUCUGGCGCCAACGAAAACAACGCCGUUCUCGCUUUGGAGCGCGUUGGAAGAACUUCUUGAAGAUGAUACUCAGCGGCAUGAUCGCUGGCCACUGCGAUCUCGACAUCUUGCUAGAUCCCUUCUUCCUCCACUAUCCGCGCCCACAUGAAGACCGAGUUUGGUAUCCAGGGUUAGGACACUCUAACGACCCAGCUGACUUGCUAGGGGCGUUGGACAUGGCAGACCAAGAGGAUCCUUGGCGCAACCAGUUCCGUAACGCCUAUUGGGAUCAUCCCGGAUCGCAGAUCCCUCGUCUGCAGGACAAGUUCAAACCUGCUCCAUCGUCUUAG